AUGGCAAAAUCUACGCAAACAUACAGCAAGCACUUCAUCCCACUCGAGUCGAGCCCAGAAAUAUUCACAGAACUUGCGCACAAUCUAGGGCUACCUGCGUCGUUAGAGUUUCACGAUGUUCUUUCCCUGGAUGAUCCAGAGUUACUUGGAAUGCUGCCACGACCGGUAUAUGGGCUGAUUCUGAUACUUCCGACGACAGAGGCGUACGAAAAACGAGUCAAGGAUGAGGAUACCAAGCUGGAGAGUUUGCAAGGCACCAAGCAAAUCGAGGAUGUGGUGUUUUUCAGACAGACGAUUAACAAUGCAUAUGAACUGGCUAGAGCGCUGGAGAAUAGCAAGGAGCUGGAGAAGGCAUAUGCUGACGCAGCUAUCCAGGGCGAUACGGAUGCGCCAGUCAAUGCUGAAGACGAGGUGGAUUAUCACUAUGUUGCUUUUGUGCAGUCAUCCAAGAGUGGACAUCUCUACCAACUCGAUGGAGACCGGAAACGUCCCAUUGAUCUUGGGACACUGGAAACCGAUGAAGAUGUUCUUGGAAGCAAGUGUCUUGAUGUCAUUCGGAACAUGGUAGCAUUUGAAAACAACAAUGUCAACUUUAGCUUAAUGGCCCUGGUUGAAGGCGCACGAUUGUAG
Molecule: messenger RNA, 630 nt
Organism: Bipolaris victoriae FI3
Lineage: Eukaryota; Fungi; Ascomycota; Dothideomycetes; Pleosporales; Pleosporaceae
Exons: 2
Coding region: 1-630 (209 amino acids)
Biological process (GO): ubiquitin-dependent protein catabolic process; protein deubiquitination
Cellular component (GO): cytoplasm
Molecular function (GO): cysteine-type deubiquitinase activity
Source: RefSeq, a predicted model, not a curated record